GGAAAUACUGCCUUUUCCUAUGGAAAUACAAAGGCAAUGCAAAUGGAGUAUAGCCAUUUACAAGAUAUGUUAGUUCUUCGUUAUGUUGGAGGAGAUCCUUGUCCACCAGUGACUGAAAGUGAUGACGUCUGUGUUCUGCCAUUUACAUAUAAAGGAAAAACUUAUAGCACAUGUAUUUCUGAAGAGAGACUUCGGCCAUGGUGUCCUACCUCCUCAGAUUUUGAGAAAAAUAACAAAUGGGAUUAUUGUUCAACAGCAUCUGAGAGAAGAAGCUCCACUAUCUUGUUUAAAUGUGAUGAACGUGUUGCAAAAGGAGCUCCUACAUUGGUCAGUGACACCAAGGGCUGCUCAGCCACAUUUGAAUGGAAAACAAAGCUGGUAUGCCUUCCAACAAAGUUAGAUUGCAAGUUUAUUAUCGAUCAUAAGUCUUAUGACUUAAGGAUGCUCUCUUCCUUGACUGGAUCCUGGUCUUUUGCUGCAGAUGGUAGCAAGUAUUAUUUAAACCUUUGUCAGCGAGUGAACCAGGGUCCUAGCGCAUGCUCAGAGAGUGCGAGUGUGUGCCAGGAGAGGAAUGGGAGAGUUCAGGUUCUGGGGCAAGUUCACACACAGAAGGUCACAGUAAAGGGUGAUAUAGUGUUAGUGACUUAUUCCGGUGGAGAUUCUUGUGGAAACGAUAAACAAUUUUCUACUACGAUACAGCUAACGUGUGCGAAUGUAACUGGAAAACCAAAGAUGAAGCAAUACAACUCCGAGUCUUGUCAGUACAUAUUUACAUGGGAGACAAGAGCAGCUUGUGCUGUUAUUCCAAAAGAGGUUGUGAUGGCACAUGGAAUAAUAUAUGGGGACAAUGGUGCAAGUGUUAACUUGUCAGGCAUCUAUAUCAAAUCAUACAAUGCCAGUGGGGAUCAAAGAGUGACAGAUCAGUAUAUGUAUGAAAUUCAGCUUUCUGGUAGAGAAAACUCUGCCUAUCAGAAAUGUAAUGGAGCCAGCGUAUGCCAAGUGAAGACAAAUGGGCAGUUCACAAGACCAAUCGGUUCUCCCAACCAAAUCAAAUAUUAUAUUGAUGAUGAUAGUUUAGAAGCUGUUUUUUCUUCCAACUCAAAAUGUGGUAAAGAUCCCCAAAAAAAUGCCACAUCCACUAUAUUCUUCUACUGUAGCCAAACUGAGGGGGAAGGGAGACCUGAAUUCCUGCACGAAACAGCAGAUUGUCAGUAUUUGUUCUCCUGGUAUACAACUGCCAUCUGUCCACUGGUGCCAGAGAAUUCUGCAAGUACUACGGAUGACGGAGAUCAGAAUCAAUACCAGGGCCUGUCCGGUAGAAGCCAAGCUGUGGGAGCUAUUCUUAGUAUUCUUUUAGUGAUCCUUGUCAUCUGUCUGGUGGUGUUGCUGUUGUACAAGAAGGAGAGAAGGGAAACGAUGAUGUACAAACUAAAACCAACUGCUGUAGGAGGAGUUCCAAUGUGUCUUACAAAUACACAAAGAUCAAUACAGAAGAAGAAAUGGACAAUGAGACUGAGUGGCUUAUGGAAGAAGUGUCUGGAGGCCAUGCAAAACCACACCAUGAGAACGGCCAUGUCAGAAGUGUGAAGGCCGGAGCGUUUACUUCAUUGGAUGUGGAUGACCUUGACAGUGAAGAUGAGGUCCUAACUGUACCAGAAGUCAGAAUAAAGUCUGCAAGAAACCAGAAUAGGAGUGAAAAACAGUCAUUAAACACAUAUCCUUCUGGCAGUGACGAGAACUUGAUAGGAGUUUUUUAAUGGAGGCCAAGAAAAGACUAGAAAGUCGAGAUCGGUCCAGCAGAAUAAAGAGGACAAGCUGAAUGUAGCUUCAUUUCAUGAUGACAGUGACGAGGACAUGCUCAACGUUUAG
Molecule: messenger RNA, 1869 nt
Organism: Staurois parvus
Lineage: Eukaryota; Metazoa; Chordata; Amphibia; Anura; Ranidae
Source: the annotation of a GenBank genome assembly